GGCAGGGAGGGAUACAGGGAGCGGACGUGUGUUGGUGAGACUGAGAGGAAGGAUGCUUGCUGAUGUUUGCCUCAAAUGAGAACCACGGCUAGGAGAGGCAGAGACGUCUCUCUGAGGGACGCAUCUUGUUCAUCAUCUGCAGGGGAAGCGUUUGGAAAUGCCCGCUGAAGUGAAAGAGGAGCAGAGCUCAGAGGGUCCUCCUCUUCUCUCUCUGUCCCAGGAGGCCAAACAGCCCACCCUGGACAACCCCUCAACCAACGAUGAACUGGACACACCCACUUCUAUCACCUCCAUGGUCACGUCGACAAAUGACAGUUCCACUGAGAUCGACACACCACUGCAGACAGACACAGAGGAGUUCAAGGCUGGAGGGCACGAUGGUGACCCGGCACCACAUGAAAGUCAGGAGACCCAGAAGGAUAACUCUCCGACUUCAAACGCGCCGGAUCAAUCAUCAGAGUCCGGCAAUCAAGAUAAGAUUCAGUCUGUAACAAGCACUGAACCCUCUGAGCCGGUGAGACCAUUAAAUUCAACGCCUAGCAGCACCGCCACAGUCACACCGAGGCAGGUGCAGCCCGGUGAGACUCUCACGGCAGACAGCCAGACACGAGUUUAUGCUCCUCCUGACAACUACAGAGUGAUGGGUGGUGAAAUGUACAGUUAUGGAAGUCUGUCUCGCACCACGCACCACGGCUACUGGCCGACGAAAAAUUUCCAACCGGGGGUCCACUACACCUUACCUUUCUUGAGGGACAGCUUCGCACCAGCGGCUCAGACGGAAGAGGGCGGCCAGACAGAGAACCCUUCAGACAUGAAGACGAACCAGCCAGCGGCCAGCUACCCAACACUGGGGGGAAUUCACCAGUUCAGGCCAAUCACCACCAUGGAGCUGCUCAGAGAGCCUUCUAGAACCAGAGGUGGAUAUGACGAUGCCUUCAUGGCCCAGCUGGAGGGGAACUUGAAUCCCUUCUUCCAGGUCAUGUGUCGAGCACAGACUUUGCAGUUCCCCCACAAACGCAGCAGCAUGGUGAGCCUGGACAGCAUCCGCAGAGACCCCCGCUGGAGAGACCCCAACCUGCAUGAAGUCAUCUCCAUGCUCAGCCACCCGAUGGACCCGGUCAAGUCAAACGCUGCGGCUUACUUGCAGCAUCUCUGUUACGAGAACGACAGCAUCAAGCAAGAGGUCCGUCAGCUGAACGGAGUGCCCAUUUUGGUGGGAUUGCUGGACCAUCCCAAAGCUGAAGUCCACCGCAAGGCGUGUGGCGCGCUACGCAACAUAUCUUACGGGAAAAAUUACCACAACAAACUGGCUAUCAAGAACUGUGAAGGCAUCCAAGCUUUAGUGAGACUCCUGAGGAAGUCCAGCAGUGUGGAGGUCAAAGAAUUAGUGACAGGAACCCUGUGGAACCUGUCCUCACACGAGCCGUUGAAAAUGGCAGUCAUUAACCAGGGACUUCAAACACUGAACGACGAAAUCAUAAUUCCGCACUCGGGUUGGAGGAGAGACUCGAGUGACCCCAACAAACUGCAAAGUGCCGAAUGGACCACAGUGUUCAAGAACACCUCUGGCUGUCUGAGGAACGUGAGCUCCGAUGGCGCAGAAGCUCGGCAGAGGCUGAGAGAGUGUGAAGGGCUCGUGGACGCACUCAUCCACGCUCUUCAUUCAGCUGUCGUCAACAAGGACACCGACAACAAGUCAGUGGAAAACUGUGUCUGCAUUCUGAGAAAUCUGUCCUAUCACGUCCACAAAGAAAUACCCGGAGCCGAACGAUUUCAAGAGCCCCAUUCCAACCACCUGAUCAGGUCACUGGGGCCUCAGAAAAAAAAGACAGAACCCAUCUGCACUGGAGAGAAAAGAACUAAAGAGGAGUGGUUCAAUCAAGGGCUGGAGCUGCUUUACCAGCCAGAGGUCGUACGGCUCUACUUGUCUCUGCUCACGUGCAGUCACAACCACAACACCCUGGAGGCAGCGGCAGGAGCCCUGCAGAACCUGGCUGCAGGACACUGGAGCUGGUCCAGCUACAUCCGUGCCACGGUGAGAAAAGAGAAGGGGCUGUCAAUUCUGGUGGAGUUGCUGCGCUCGGACGUGGACAAGGUGGUACGAGCCGUGGCCAUCGCCCUCCGCAACCUGGCCAUUGACAAAAAGAAUAAAGAGUUAAUAGGGAGCUAUGGUCUGAGGGACCUGGUUGGCAAUCUGCCAUGUGGUCAGCAGCAUCCCGCCAAGAACCUGGAGGGAGAUACCGUGGUGUCUAUCCUCAACACGAUCCACGAGCUGAUCACUGAGAGUCCAGAGAACACGCGGGCGCUGAUCCAAGGCCACGCCAUCCAGAAACUAGUGACCAUCAGCAAGUCAAGCCAAUCCACCCGGGAAACCAAGGCUGCUGCGCACGUGCUCCAGACAAUAUGGGCCCACAAAGAUCUGAGGAGCAUGCUCAGCAAAGCUGGCUGGAACAAGAGCCACUUUAAGCCAAAUUCCACUGGAGCGACUAAAAAGUCUAAGAGUGGAAAACAAGGCAGCGAUGACAUCACCCUGCCUCUCAUGGAUAAAAACCAAGACGUGUACUCUACUCUGGAGCCGAAUGACAGAGUUGGUGAUGUUGCUGAGAGAGAUGCACUUCAGGCGACAUGUGAAAGGAAGCACUUCAUCAGAGCCGGUCGACCCGCAGUGGGCCUCGUGGAUAACAAGCCGCCGCCGCUGGACUCCUGGGUGUAGCCCCAACAAGAGGGGGUUCGAGUCUGUUGAGGAAGACAAAUUUAUGCAAUCUGAUCAUUGUUGUAGAGCAGAGAAGAAUAGUUCCGUUACAUACUUCCUUUGCAGGAAAUCAUGUGCCAAAUAUAUUUUCACGAUGGAGGGUUCGAGGAGGAACGUUCGACAAAUCUUGUCCGGGCAAAUUAUGAUGAGGUUUUGUAGAGUCCUGACAUUCACAUGAGGGAACAAAGUCGGCUUCAUUUCAAUGAGUCACCAUGCCAUUUCAUUCUUUGAGGAAAGUGCAUUUAGUGGCUCCUUGGAAAGUCACAUAUUUGCUUCAUGAUGACAUACACAAAGGUGAGGCUGAGGUUUGCAUCGUGAAGAUACAGAUUUUCAAGGGAGGGUCAAAUGUCAUGGUCUGGAAAUCCAUCACCCAACAACCAUCCAGGGUUGCUCAGUUUAGCCACAUGUAGACCACCAUGGAAUCCUCUGAAUCAAAAUGAAAAAUAACAAGAAUCAAACAGGAAAACCCCAGAAUAUGAACACAUUGACUGAAAGGUUAAUGCAUGCAUCAGGUGGCCUUUUAAAAUACAUGAAAAAAGAUGGAAAUUUGUAUCUGCCAAGUGACAGCAUAAAAAUGUCAUUUGCAUUUAUAAUGGUCAGAAAAACAGUUGUGGGCAUCUAUUACAUAGUAACUUUCCUCAAAUGAAUGCAACACAGUUGGAUAAACUGGGCAGGCAUUAUUUUACUGUGUAUAAGAUCAAAAGAUUUGUACUUCUGGUAAGGCUUAAUAGAAUAUAUACUGCUACAAAAAUAGUGUAUCCUGUUUUUGAUGGCCUCAUGAUCAAGAUCCGUUUUGUCUUUAAAACCGUCUUUCUAAGAAUCCGGAAUCUGAGAAUGGCCUGAUCUGUUAGUUUACUGAUGGAUGACAAGACUGUACAUGUGUAACAAAGGACUGUUAAUAAUCGAGAUGAAGGCAUUUAUACUGGAAUAUUUAUUGUAAUACUCAUGUUAUUAAUGGAUAGUUAAACAGUGCAUUAGCUAAUACCAGUACUUCAGUCCAAUCGUCAAUACAACUCUGCUUUGUCCUUUUUGCAUUGCCUUGUUGAUUUAGAAACAAAAUAAAGGAUGCAUAAUUUCUCA
Messenger RNA from Synchiropus splendidus (mandarinfish), 3832 nucleotides. RefSeq names its product ARVCF delta catenin family member a (gene arvcfa). Gene Ontology annotation, cellular component: plasma membrane; adherens junction; cytoplasm. Gene Ontology annotation, biological process: cell-cell adhesion; cell-cell junction assembly. The record is from RefSeq and is a predicted model, not a curated record. Gene Ontology annotation, molecular function: cadherin binding. The transcript is spliced from 15 exons. Bases 158 to 2713 code for a protein of 851 amino acids. Lineage: Eukaryota; Metazoa; Chordata; Actinopteri; Syngnathiformes; Callionymidae.